AUGUGCCUCAAGAGCACAUCGCAGUUCCCUGCUCCGUUAUCGGCAUUUAGCUAUCUGCCAGACUUGUCGGGCAAGUCGCGAUCGGAUUUUACAAACCAGCCGUGGUCUGGCAUCUAUGAAGCUGGGUUACCAACGGCUGGCCCUCUGGGGUCUACUCCGGCGUUUGGGGCUCCUCGCAUAACACCCAAGGCAUUGAAACAAUAUCUAGAUCAGUUUGUGGUUGGACAAGAUCGAGCAAAGAAGAUUCUCAGUGUCGCUGUAUUCAACCAUUACCAGCGAGUGCAAGAGCUUCAACGAAGGGAGGAAGAGAACGCGGAGUUGCUAGCAAGGCGAGCCCGGAGAGAAGCAUUGGAGCAUCAUCCUGCAGAGGACGAGUUUCCGGGACAGCAACGCACCGUUCGUUUACCCACCAGUCCCAAGUCAACGACGUCCAAUCCCGAUGAAGCACUUCUUAGCGACUCGUCUCCACUUCAAUUGGAAAAAUCCAACAUCCUCUUACUAGGACCAUCGGGGGUGGGCAAGACACUGAUGGCCAAAACACUUGCAAAAGUUCUCUCGGUGCCAUUCAGCGUAUCUGACUGUACGCCGUUCACGCAGGCAGGAUAUAUCGGAGAGGAUGCAGAGGUAUCGGGGAUUAUCGUGCUGGAUGAAGUGGACAAAAUAGCGGCCGCCAAAGUCAGUCAUGGAAAAGAUGUCGGUGGCGAAGGAGUGCAGCAGGCACUGCUUAAAAUAAUCGAGGGCACAACAGUCCAAGUUCAAGCGAAGCAGGAGAGGAAUGCUCACCGAACAAGUGGUUCCCCGAGCUCAUAUCCAUCGAACAACCCUUUAGGGAACCCUCCGAAACGCCCCCAGAAAGGGGAAAUAUACAACGUGCGCACUGAUAACAUUCUGUUUAUAUUCUCAGGCGCAUUCGUGGGACUUCAUAAGGUCAUCAUGGACCGGAUAUCGCACGGGUCGAUGGGAUUCGGCCAACCUGUCCGCUCACAGUCGAGUCCAACUCAUCGACCCGGAGAUCCGCUCGCCACUACAUCCAACCAGCCUGUUCCCAUCCUACCAGGAUCCGAAGAAGAAGCCUUGUACAAGAAACACCUGCCAUUCUUCACAGCGGCUUCACCCACAUCACCAGACGGCGAACCACCCUAUUUCAACGCCCUGGACCUUCUCAACCCCACAGAUCUGCAAAACUACGGCUUCAUUCCAGAAUUAGUAGGCCGCAUCCCGGUCACCGCUGCACUCUCAGCACUGUCUCAACCCUUACUUGUCCGAAUUCUAACAGAACCCCGAAACUCACUGCUGGCGCAAUACACCACCCUCUUCUCCCUCUCGGGCAUCGAGCUCCGCUUCACAACCCCAGCCCUGCACAAGGUCGCUGCCAACGCCUUCACCAUGGGAACUGGGGCACGCGCCCUCCGCACGGAGAUGGAAAAUAUUCUAAGCGAUGCCAUGUUCGAGACUCCCGGGUCAAGCGUCAAGUUUGUGCUCAUUACAGAGGCCGUAGCAGAUCGUAAGGAGAAACCGAUAUACCUUUCCCGAGGCCAGGGCGGCCGUUUUCAUUCCUUGAUUGCAGCGGAGGAGAGCAAGUGGGAGGAGAAAAUGCGGAGGGAGAAGAGCGAGAAAGAGAAGAAAACAAAAGGUCAAGGGUCUGAGAAUCAACCUAGUAUCGCCAAUUUUCGAGAGUACCGGACUCGUGCAGCGGGAUUCUAG
Aspergillus novofumigatus IBT 16806 is the source of this 1704-nucleotide messenger RNA. Its product is annotated as putative ATP-dependent Clp protease. Gene Ontology annotation, cellular component: mitochondrial matrix. Gene Ontology annotation, molecular function: ATP hydrolysis activity; ATP binding. The transcript has 5 exons. The coding region runs from base 1 to 1704 and encodes 567 amino acids. Gene Ontology annotation, biological process: protein catabolic process; proteolysis. The record is from RefSeq and is a predicted model, not a curated record. NCBI's taxonomy places the organism in Eukaryota, Fungi, Ascomycota, Eurotiomycetes, Eurotiales, Aspergillaceae.